AUGCUGACAUCCCCUCAAGCAAACAAGGCCCAGAAGAUGCCUUCUGUGAAACGCCCCCGUGAUGUUGUCAUCUCGCCUCUUCCCGAUCUCCUCGUCAGCCAUGAACGGACAAAAUCAAGCGCGCUUCAUAAAAUAAGAUUUCUUGGCCCGCUUCUUCCAUUGACAGGAUUCACCACAGCUGUCAAAAAUGCCUACGAUACACAACAGUGGAGCAAUCGGGUGAUUCAGAUCAGCCUUCAAGCCAGAAAUCUCACCAAUGAGAAAGUUUUCGUCGGAGAUGAGGCCAGGGUUUAUGCUCGAUUCCAGCAAGCUGCCGGACAGGUCCUUGGUGCAGUGUUCGAGGCCCAAGCAAUCAACAUAGCACUAGGAAACUUCAAGUCCACUGGAAUUGCAUACAGCAAGACUCCCGACGUAGUCAUGCUAUCUUUACCAGAUCUUCAAAACGACAAUGCGCAGCAACUAAGAGUUGUUGGCGAGGUGAAAGUACCAUGGCUGGUACAGCAUCAACAUGAUUUGUGUGCUGAAAACUCAACUUUGUUGCGAGAGGUCCUCGGGCAACCUAUUUCAUACAUGUUAGACCUUGAUUGUAUGUAUGGCUUUAUCACCAACUACUGUCAGACCAUAUUCCUUCGACAAAUUCAGGUUGGAUCAACUUGGAGAAUUGAGUAUUCCCCCUUGAUCGAUGCAUCCGUCAGAUAUGCGCCCCCAGACCCUGCAAAUCAGUCUAUUGAACCUGUGUUGAGCUUCAAUCAAUGUCUUCUGUAUAUUGCUACCAUUGUUGAGGCCCAGGGAUCGAUCGUCAAUCCUAACCCUCGCACUCAAUGGAUCAGAGAACAUUAA
Molecule: messenger RNA, 840 nt
Organism: Penicillium soppii
Lineage: Eukaryota; Fungi; Ascomycota; Eurotiomycetes; Eurotiales; Aspergillaceae
Exons: 1
Coding region: 1-840 (279 amino acids)
Source: RefSeq, a predicted model, not a curated record